AUGCUUAUAUGCCUUUCCUUUAGGAAGGACACGGAGGAUCAUGUCAAACAUACAGCUGGGGUCCUCAAUGGGAAGUGGACACUGACUAUACCAGAGAACAAUCCCGACAUUGAAGCGUAUAUUGAUGCAGAGCUACAUGAGCGCCUCGAGUCGAGCAAGCUAUGCAUCGGGAAUCCAGCUAUCAUCCUCUCUAUCCAACAUGCCCUCGUCACCGGAGCCCAAGGAAUGUUUCUCUGGGCCACCCUUCUACUCGACUGCAUUUGCAUGGAGCAGACAGAUGAAGCAAUUCUCCAGGCUCUUGAAAGCCUCCCCCAAAGCCUAUCAGAAACGUUCACACGAGUUCUACAGCAAGCCGGUGCCUCAAAUUUGCGGCAUCGCCACAGGAUUGUACAGAUAGUUAUGGCUGCCCGACGACCUCUGUCAGUGGAGGAAUUAGGCGAGGCUCUCAGCGUCAUUCCCGGCGACACAACAUGGGAGCCUGCACAACAAAUCAACAAUAUUUAUGCGGCUCUUGCAAGCUGCAAGUGCUUGAUCAUUAUAGACGAAGAAGAGCAGACUGUUCGGUUCGCCCACCAUAGUGUCAAGCAGUUCUUCAUUGCCCAGGGCGAUGAGCCAGGAAAUACGAAUCCCAUCAACCCGGACGAAGCAAAUAAAGAAAUGGGCCGGAUCAUUCUAACGUACCUCAACUAUGGGAUUUUCGACCGGCAAGUAUCUCGCACAGUCUUUCCAACUAUUCCCGCAGAUGCCCCAGCUCGGAUUGUGAACACCAUCUUCGGAGGGUCCGCAAACACAAAAAGAAUCGCCCUGGAACUUCUCAAGACACGAAAGAAUCGCAAAUGCGACAUAGGCCAAACCUUGGCCGAGAUGGCCAUGGCGCAGCGAAUAUCACCAGUACAGAGCCAUCCCUUUGUGAUUUACGCCAAGGAGUAUUAUAUGUAUCAUAUUCUAGGGGUCUGGGAUUGUGACAAGAGAAUGGAACGGCGUUGGCAGUGCAUCUUGGACAAUGAGUCACUUGCCUUGCGGAUUACCGGUUGGCUGCAACAUGAAUUGCAGCAACGGCGAGUUACUGGGCUCCAUGAAAACUUUGUUCCUCGUCACGUUCUACGCCAGCUGUUCGAAUAUGAGAUUGUGCGCAAAGUCCUUGAGGAAAUUGGGUUUGAUAAACAUGAUACAUGGGCACUCGCUCACGUUAUCCUCAAACACCACUUGCGAUGGUUUGCGAUUCUUAUUGAUAUAGGGAUCGUUAGACAUAUUCGAGCCCCCUUUCAGGCUUGGACGGAAGACUGCGAUCUCCCCAUUUCGAGGGUACAAUUUCUCGAGAAAUUCAAGCUAAAGUUGGCCCAGACCACUGUCUCCCCCACCGUUCAACGGCAACCUGGAUCCAGGAAGGCGAGCACCUCACAAUCCUUCGACUCAAUGGAGACGAAGAGAUUGGAGAAAUUGGCCGAGUUGUUCUGCCUUCGACAGCGCGAGUAUCUUGUCCCUCUACUCCAUGAAGGUGGACACUAUGACUCAGAGGACGGGGUCUUGCCCUUCUUGCCUAUUAAAAACACAACCUAUAGUUACGACGACGAAUCCACAUUAGUUCUUGUUUACCCUGCACAUCAUGAUUAUCCUCCACCUUACCGUGGCACGGAAAACGUUGAUGAUGGUUACCUGGUCGCGCUCAGGUCCUUGCACACGCCUGCGAUUGGUCCUGGUAGCCAAUACUUGAUAUCUCGUGGAGGCUCUAAAGUUGGUCCAUUUCAUCUGCUCCAAGCCAUCGCAUCAUAUCGUCCCCCGGAACAUGGCGGAACACCCCAACCGAUCCGUGGGAUUUUUCCUCUCUCUGGCGCGAGCUUAGAUGACGUUUGGCGGCAAAGCUUGGUUACAGGCCGGGUUCAAACACUUCUGAGGUGGUCCCUAACCCAAAUGGCUGGCCUUGCCAAGGCUCUUGCCUUUGUCGUUGAAAAUGAUAGAGAAGAACGCUAUGUAUCACUACGCCAGAUUACGCCAUGCAACAUUCAACGGUUCAAACACACAACCUUUGGAUCACAUGGUUCGGGGACUUUGCGCUUGGAUCUACGAACUCUGAUGAUUAGUCAAAGUAAAUACCCUGUUCGGCAUUUUGAUGAGGCAUAUCGUGCCCCAGACGAGUAUACCAUGCGGGAACUUCCAAUAGGACGUAGCAGUGUUUGGAGCUUGGGAUGCAUAUAUCUUGAAUUUCUCAUUUGGGCUGUGAUGGGAUCGACAAAUCUUCAAAGAUUUCGUGAGGCUAGGGGAGGAGCGAAUACUCCGUUCUAUUCAAAGAUAUCUUCUGACGGUCCCAAAUUGGCUGAUCCCAGCAGGAGUGACCACUACGAAGGAUUCGAAUUGUCCCCUGAAGUUUGCCGCUGGGCGGACACCCUGCAAAGUGAGUCCGCGCUUCCGUUGGUGCUUCGCCCUUUACUCGAAUACUUGCUAGGGAAGGUGCUUGUAGUGAACCCAUCAGCCAGGGUACAGGCUCUCCAGCUCGCGCGCGAUUUGGAAGAGCAUCUUGCAAACUUCGACGAUCUAGAUGCUGGCUCUGACAAUUCCUAA
Messenger RNA from Aspergillus thermomutatus, 2559 nucleotides. Its product is annotated as NACHT domain protein. The transcript has 3 exons. Bases 1 to 2559 code for a protein of 852 amino acids. NCBI's taxonomy places the organism in Eukaryota, Fungi, Ascomycota, Eurotiomycetes, Eurotiales, Aspergillaceae. The record is from RefSeq and is a predicted model, not a curated record.